Molecule: messenger RNA, 2006 nt
Organism: Mya arenaria
Lineage: Eukaryota; Metazoa; Mollusca; Bivalvia; Myida; Myidae
Exons: 3
Coding region: 188-1528 (446 amino acids)
Source: RefSeq, a predicted model, not a curated record
UCGAAAAUACUAACGUAACAUUUUCUUCUGAGUAUAUACGGGCUAAAAAUAGGUUAACCAAUAUGCGUAAUAUUCAAGAGAAGUUUUGAAAUUCCAAACGUUUCAGUAGUGGCUUCUUAAUCUGAAUACUUAUUUCGCUCUGUUUCAGUACGAAGAUUAUUUUAUUUCAUUUUUUUAAAUCUGUUAAAUGAAAUCAAACAUGAAUUCAAAAGUGAUUUUAUGUAUUGUUCUACUUCUACUGAGUAAAUAUGUACAAGGCGGGAACAUCAAAAGAAAAGUAAAAUUUCUUCCACUUGUUUCAACUGCUGUUGACGUUGCUGACAGUAUAUAUCAAAUUGCUAUGCCGAAUGAUCAAGCAGACGCUGUAACUCCUGAACAAUUGGAAGAAGCAAAGAAUGAAAUAUUAAAAGUGUUCUCUGAAAAGCUAGCUGUCGUCCAAGCACAACUAUAUGGGACUAUAAAGGAAACGAUGCUAUUAGCAAACAUUGAUGAAAUUAACUACAAGAUUCAAAGUGUCCUUCUCGAUUUAGAAAAUUAUUUAUUAGAAAAAGGCAAUGAACAAAAGAAAUUAGAAUUCGAAAGGCAAGCGGCACUUUUUAUCACGGAUAUUCGAAGUCUCCCUUCGCGUUUAGAGAAAUCGUUUGCUAACGCUGAUGUUUCUCUUUUAGAAUUGAUGGCUUCUAACUCAAAAUGUAAUAUGAGUGGAAUUAAUGAAUUUAGGGAUAUGUAUUUAAAUCUAACAGAGACUGGAAUAAUAAUCGAACUCACCUACAAAAAACUGCAAGAUAGCUCUAUAGAAACAGGGUCUGAAUGGUGGGACAGCCAAGUUCGACAAAUGAUCGAUUCGUUUGAAAAGGGAGAUACAGCAUGUAAGAACAAAUUUAUUGAAAUGUUGAGAACCAAUAUGGUGACAAUUGACAACGUUACAGAGUUAUCAACUUUAGUCCAUCAGAACUAUGUUUGGUACAUUAUUGAUAUAUUUAUCUUGGAGCAAAAACAACCCGAAGAAAAAAUAUUUAUCGAUGGCACAACUUCAAAUAUGAUGGCUUUACUGGUGAACGGGCUUCGCAAAUAUGCGAUCUAUAUUGACAGACAAACAAGAUCGAACGACAUUAAAUGCCUUCUUCUUAAGACAUAUACUCAAACACCGCUAGAUAACAUAUUCGUCCUCGAUGCAGAAACACCUGUUCCUGGUUAUAUAUCAACUAUUGACGGGGAAUUCAAAAAAACCUCAUUCUACUACGGCGAAAAUGGCCUCUCUGAAUCAUGUCAUCCAGAUAUUGUCCCGGAUAUAGAAGUACUAGACACGCCGGAAAGCGAAGAGUCAAAAGAUGGACUGACUGUCGGACAAAUAGCCGGCAUCGUCACCGGAUCAGUACUCGUAGUUAGUAUCCUUGUUUCCGUUUGCUGCUGGUGUUGCAGGCGCAAAAAAAUGGAAUUAACAAAGGGGCCUUUAAACAAACAUACUACUCCUGUCCCCCCCUGUACUCGUAAUGUUGACUUGUUAAUGAAACUGGAGAUAUAUUGAUAAAUAUUACCAAAGUUAUGUUACAAGAUUGGUUUCAGCGUGUUUAAGAAAGGGGUUAUGUGUUAAAAUAUUGGCUAAGUUAAAGGUUAAGCUUUAGUAAGAGAUGGUGUUAUUAUGUGUAAAGGAAAUUAAUUCUUGGAUUACAAAUACAUAGAAUAUUGUUAAAGUUGAUUGCAAUAAGGUAUACUCGUGUUGAGCAUCGAAAAGAAUAAUCGUCGGUUAUUAGAGAUUUUUAAUUAUUUUGUUUUAUUUAUUUAUUUGGUAUAUUAUAUACGUAUUCAUAUGAUAUACGAUAUUAUAGAAUUAGACCUAAUAUGUAUAAGAUUGUACAUCUUUUGCAGGCCAAGAAGGUUAAUACUGUGUAAAAAACGCUUUUAUGUAUUCUUAAACAAAAGUGACUUCAAAAUGUUAUUUCAACUUUUUAAAGAAAAUAUCUGUUUAAUAUUUUGGCAACAUUUGCAAUAAAAAUCAAUGCAGU